This is a messenger RNA of Aspergillus pseudoviridinutans, 3705 nucleotides long. RefSeq lists its product as uncharacterized. Gene Ontology annotation, molecular function: protein binding. The record is from RefSeq and is a predicted model, not a curated record. Bases 1 to 3705 code for a protein of 1234 amino acids. Lineage: Eukaryota; Fungi; Ascomycota; Eurotiomycetes; Eurotiales; Aspergillaceae. The transcript has 2 exons.
AUGGCUCGAACCAAGGAAGAAGAGACCGAAUGGCAGAGUCACCGCGACGAGCUUAGGGCCUUGUGGCUGGAUCAGCGAUGGACUUUAGAGCAGAUCCAAGAGCAUAUGGCCCGGAGGCACAGUUUCCGCAAAAGCGCACCUCAGUACACCCGGCAGUUCAAGAAGUGGGGGUUCAAAAAGAAUUUAACAGAUGAAGACUGGAAAUUUGUUGCGCAUCGUCGCGAAAAGCGAAAGCGAGACGGAAAGGACCCGGGCUACGUCAGGGUGCACGGCAACCUCAUCCCUGAACCAAAGGUGAGAAAGGAAACAGCGCGUCAUGCUUCAUUAUUGUCGCAGUGUUUGUGGAUGGGAGACUCUGGUGCGUACCUGUAUAUGACUCCUUUCGCUAUCCUGCCUUCCCUCUCACCUCGUCGAUAUGCUCACUUGUUCAUCAUCUCAGACCCCAAGACCCCUGACGGGGUUGUCGUGGGUACGCCCCGAUUAGACAUAGACGGUACUGUGUCCGACAAAUCCGCGGGCGUCCUUGCGAUGGACUGGUACCAGGGCCUGAGGGUGGAUGAUAUCAAUGUUGAAACUUCAACAAUGUUCCAAUUCGCGCAUUGGGACCCUUUCGCCUUCCCCCUUGAGCUCCCCGAGCUGAGUUGUUUACAGUUUUCUUUCCGAGGGACUGAGGAACCCACCGCAACUCCUUCCCAUCUCGGGAAUGCUACCUUGGACCAUCGUCUGCCUGUAACGUCUGCUAGGACACCAACAUCUACAAAUAUAAGCCCACAUAUCCAGUACGACAUUGAUUCCAUCAGCAAGGCCAUUGAUGAAGACACCCGCUGGACACUCUUACGGCAGACCUAUCUGUCUGGAGAUCCUGAUCCCGACGAUCUAAUUUCAGUACUAGAGCCCAUCACCAUAGGGGAUGUCAACCGCGACUUGACAAGAGGAGUCGAGGCUAUAAUUCGAUCGCCCUCCCCGGAGAAUUUGUCUCACUAUCUCAGUCUCUGCGUCUACCUGUCAUCCAAUAACACGAUGAGCCAGUUGUCAACGUACAGUCUGGUAUCUCUUAUCAAGAAAAGCGGCUCUCAGUCAAGACUUAAAGCCCUCUUGAAAUCAACAACCCCGACAACCGAGAUAUUCAUGAGCAACCUAUUAGCUGGUGCGGCGACCGUGGGAGACAUUGAGAUCUGUCGAAUCCUUAUCGAGGCUGGAGCGGACCUAGAUGCACUUAGUGGGCCGACAGGCAUGCGAAGCACAGCUCUUUACCGAGCAUCCAAGAACAAUAACACGGAGUGUGCGAGGAUGCUGCUGGAAGCCGGUGCAGACCCCAAUCUGGCAGUGGAGGGCGAGACACCACUACACACUGCAUGCUUAAGUUCCAAAGCACUUGAUAUUGUGGACCUUUUGCUCCGGUUUGGAGCUCAUGGUAAUCCGCCACAAGACUGUGCCCGACUCACGCCUCUGCAACUUGCUGUCCAGAAGCGGGAGCCCGACUUGGUGCAACUCCUUCUUGAUAACAAAGCGAACCCGAACUCAUUUACAACCUCCAGGAGUGGUACACCUCUGCAAAUGGCAUGCGGUAACUCUGCCGAUGCCAAAAUAGUCGAGCUUUUAAUCGGUGCAGGCGCGGACAUUGAUUGUCGCUCAGGUUACCGUUGCGACAAGCGAUAUUGCGAUUACCUUGGGGACAGCGAUGUAGACACCGAUGCAGUCUCUGAAUCAAAAGAAGAGCCAGACGAAGGCUGCCUUGUGGGUUGUACUGGCCUUCCUGAUUCCUUCAAGCCAGCCAUCCUUAUAGCAGCGGAAAACGAGAAUUGGGAGGUAGUCCAGCUUCUGUUGGAAGAAGGUGCCGCUGUCAACCCCAGCUUGAGAGAAUGCCCGCCUAGACACCUAGAUCACGAACUUGACAAACACGGCUGGGGUCCUGACAAUAUUCCGGCCGUGUUUACACCGUUGCAAGCAGUUGUCCGGAAAGAGAAUAUUACCAUGACUCGCAUGCUUUUGAGCGCUGGAGCUCAUAGCGACGCGAGGCCGGAAGGAAAGUAUGGCCACACCGCGCUCCAGAUAUCUGCCAUGGUCGGGAAUGAAAGAAUUACCGAAAUUCUCCUGCGGGAGGGAGCGGAUGUCAAUGCCCCAGCGGGUGUCUAUCGUGGAAGGACGGCACUUCAGGCCGCUUCUAUACAUUCGGAUACGACGGUGUUGAGCAUCUUGCAUAGACAAGGGGCAGAUGUAAAUGCUCCGCCGGCCUUACGCAAAGGCAAAACUGCCCUGCAGAUAGCAGUCGCCGCGGGUAACACCGAAGGGGUCAGGAUUCUUCUUGAUGCAGAUGCAGCUGUCAAUACCGACCCAAUUCAGACUGGAGGGGUCACAGCGCUCCAUGAAGCUAUCCAAAUCAGAGACUCGGCGAUAAGGAAUGAAAUAGUUGACCUACUGCUGCGCGCAGGCGCGAAUCAUGAGGGUCGCAGAGACCAGAAGGAGUCUGCGCCUCUUCAUGCCGCAGUCCGACAAGGAGACCUGGAAACGACGAGGAAGCUCCUGGAAAAGGGUGCAAACGCAAAUGUAGGAUUUUGCGCGCAGACAAGACGAACCCCUCUGCAGCAAGCUUCUUCCCUAGGCAAUGAAGGUCUGGCCCAGAUAUUGAUAGACUUCGGGGCAGGCAUCAACGACCCCCCUUGCUGGUCUGGAGGGCGUACAGCCUUGCAGGCAGCAGUUGAAAACGGCCAUGUGUCUAUGGUGAAAGUGCUAUUGAAGCAUGGCGCGAAGAUCAAGUCAGACAGAGCUAGAUUUGACGGGAUCUCGGUGAUGGAAGCCGCCGCCAAGAGAUGCAAUCAAGAGCUACUCCACCUUUUCCUCGAUAAAGAACCUGACAUCAUAUUAUCUGACCCCAUCGCGAAGAGCCAAGUUAUAGGGCUAGCUCUGGGCUGCUGGAAAUGCGACGUGCCUUUGCUGGAGCUGCUGCUCAAGGGAGGAGCAGCCGUUAACAAUGAUCGGGACCCUCAGUCGAAGAAGCCAUUUCUUCAAAUUGCAGCAGAGACACACAACUUUAGAGUGGUGCAGUGUCUGCUUUCUGCAGGGGCCAACGUAAACCAACGCUGGGAAACCAGCUCUGAUGGCAGCGUCACGGCCCUUCAGGCCGCCGUUUAUACGCGCAAUAUCGACGUCGUCCAGUUACUGCUCAAAAGGGGUGCCAACGUCAAUGCACCGGCAAACAGAAAUGGAGGGAUGACUGCGCUGCAAGCAGCAGUGGCACAGAACCAUCGAGUUAUGACGGAGCUCCUGGUGCAUCAUGGGGCUGAUGUCAAUGGCUUGCCCAGUCCAGCCCGAGGCCGGACAGCUCUCCAAAUGGCUGCAAGGUGGGGCUACGUGCAGCUCUCUGAGUAUCUAUUGGCUCAGGGAGCUGAUGUCAAUGCUCCAGCAGCACAUUUGGGUGGUAUCACAGCCUUGCAAGGGGCCGCGAUACACGGCAACGUUCGCAUUGCGAUGAUGCUGCUUCUGGCCGGGGCAGAUGUCAAUGGGGCACCUGCCAUUGAACAGGGAUUAAACGCCAUUGAAGCCGCUGCGGAGAAUGGCAGGCUUGACUUUCUACAUUUCCUGUUUAACUAUCAACCGGAUAUCGAAGAGUUUGAGAUCAAGAGAAAAAGAGCGGCGAAACUGGCACUGGCAAAUGGUCACCUGGCCAUUGGGAGAUUUCUGCUGGCAUAUCGUAAACAUCCUUGA